This is a messenger RNA of Alternaria infectoria, 702 nucleotides long. RefSeq lists its product as uncharacterized. Gene Ontology annotation, molecular function: metal ion binding. The transcript has a single exon. The record is from RefSeq and is a predicted model, not a curated record. NCBI's taxonomy places the organism in Eukaryota, Fungi, Ascomycota, Dothideomycetes, Pleosporales, Pleosporaceae. The coding region runs from base 1 to 702 and encodes 233 amino acids.
AUGCCUCCGAACGCCAAUCAACGCCCGAGUGGACCCUAUUCACACCACUCGCACGCAUACGGCGGUCAAUAUGACGGAGCAAGCAGCACCAUAGACGGGCCACGCGAGGCUGUUAUGGGCAGCAACUCCCGACACCAUUCACAGGGCGUUGUCGCAUCACACUUCCUGGCCCAGGACCGCGAAACAUGGAUGGACUUCCUGAGAGACGGUACCGAAUCCACUGCCAACCAGCAACCACCGACUGCACAUAGCAACCCCGCUGCCGCCACCGAAGCUCGCUCGAACCCUUCCCCGUCACGAUACACCCUCCCAAACCGCCCCUCGCAACGCACCGACUCGUCCUCCUCCCGCAGCUCAGACCGCAAGCGACGUCUCACAACCGCCGACUCGCCCAUGAGGCGGCCGUCGAGCAUACGCAUGCACUCGGAAAGCGCGGGCGACUCGAGUGCGGAUCCCAUCAUGUUGGACUCGUCGCCUGCCUCCAUCCGCGCAUUACCUCCCACCCCGCCCGUCACAUCACAAGCGAACACAGGCACCAUGAGGAGACAAAGUGAUAUUGUGCUGCCGCCAUGGCAGCCGGACAACGAAGUGUCUCAGUGUCCGGUGUGCAAGAAGCCCUUUACAUUCUUACUUAGGAGGCAUCAUUGCAGGUACGUACCGCCAGACCUAUCGUCGCAGUCGUGUCAGCCAUCGGACGUUUGA